UACCACUGCGGUUGUCGACAACCACGACCACACCACCACUCGCAACUCUCGCCAUUACGAUACACAUGAACGCUUGAUCAAUCGAGCCACGCUUCCGCAGAGAAAAGAAGAAGAAGAAGAAGAAGAAGAAGAAGAGGGAAAUCCCCACCGGCCAUCAUGGCCUCCUCAACCUCGUCCUUCACAAAACCCUUCCAGAAGAUCCUGGACCCAACCAAGAUCGGAACCUGGAAUGUCGUUCGUCGCCCACCAAUCGAGAAUAAAUCGGUGAUCCAAGGAAAGACCCGCGAGCAGGGCUCGAAUGCCUUCAAGACACAUCAAUCGAAGGAGGGGACGCGGUUACGGAAGGCCCUGAAUGCCCUCACGCACGGCAAGAACAUUUUCGUCUACCACAACAUCCGCACGAAUCAGGUUGUUUAUUCGUUGACGAGGUAUUUGGAAAAAAACAAUGUCCUCCGCCAACUCUUCUAUCACGGCAAAAAAACCGUCCCAGCAACCCUCCGCAAAGACAUGUGGGUACCCUACUACUCCGUGCACUUCGCAGACACCAAAAUCGGCCUCCGUGCCUACCACCUCCUCCGCGAAUUUUCCAUGCAGCGCCAACUCUCCCCGCCCCGCGAAAUGAUCACCAUCUCCGACCGCUACCUGGACCAGAAACGCCCGCGCGAUCCCGAAAAAGCGAAAGAAUUCGACGAGAAGUACAUGAGCAAGAUCGGCUGGUUGAUGGAGAAGAAGGAGCGCGCAAGAGUGGUGAUGGAUCAGAAGGCUACUAGCGUUGCGGAUGUGGCUGCUGUGCUGGCGAUUCAGGAGGAGGAGGUGAGGAAUGGGUUUGCGGAUGGCAAGAGGGGGUACAUUACCCGGUCUGCGCGAAGACGUCGCCGUGAGGCGCGGAAGAAGGAGGAGGAGUAUGCUAAUAAGGCCGCCGGGCGGAUCGCGAGCUUUGAGGAGACGCUGAGUAGCAAGGUGGUUGACUACAAGGUUGAGGAUACCAGUCAGAAUGAUCCUGCUUUGCAGGGUGGGAAUGUUAAGGUUCUCUGGACGGAUGUUCAUGAUGCGCGGUUUGCGGAGGCUUGGCCUGAGCGUGUGCGUCAUGGCGAGCUGGACUUGAGCCGCGACCAUGUUAUGCCUGGUCAGAAGCCGAUCUACGAUGUUGAGGUCCUUGCGGAUGAUGCGUUCAAGGAGAAGGAGGCUAAGCAGGCUUAAAUGUGGUGAAUAAGUCAACAGUGAAAGCAUGGCGUUCAACUAUCGAACUGAAAUGGCGACAUGUAUUCCCCUCAGAUUGUACUUUUAGAUAUUCAAUUAUCAUUUGUGUACGUAUUUUGAAUGAGAAAAUGAGUUCAGAUCCUCGAUGCCAAAUAGUCGAUUUGCAAGC
Messenger RNA from Aspergillus ruber CBS 135680, 1369 nucleotides. Its product is annotated as mitochondrial 54S ribosomal protein mL67. Gene Ontology annotation, biological process: positive regulation of mitochondrial DNA replication; DNA recombination. Gene Ontology annotation, molecular function: structural constituent of ribosome; DNA strand exchange activity; single-stranded DNA binding. NCBI's taxonomy places the organism in Eukaryota, Fungi, Ascomycota, Eurotiomycetes, Eurotiales, Aspergillaceae. The transcript has 2 exons. The record is from RefSeq and is a predicted model, not a curated record. Gene Ontology annotation, cellular component: mitochondrial large ribosomal subunit; nucleus. Bases 157 to 1200 code for a protein of 347 amino acids.